AUGUAUAAAGACAAGUUAUUAGAAGUCCAAUAUAUAACACUGACAACUGACAUUUGGUCAGACUCCAUGCAAAUGCGUAGCUUCCUAGGAGUUACGGCACAUUUUGGAGCAAAUAUUGAAUUUAACUCAGUAACAUUAGGAGUUUAUGAGCUGGAUAUGAGACACACCUCUGAAUAUAUAGCCGAAAUGCUGUUAAAUAUAUGUAAGGAGUGGGGCAUUAAAAAUGAUCAGGUUUCUGCAGUAGUAACGGACAAUGCUGCCAAUAUGGUUAAGGCUAUUGACAUAGCAUUUGAAAAAAAGAAACAUAUCCCCUGCUUCGCUCACACCUUAAACUUGGUUGCCCAGUCUAUAUUAUAG
Messenger RNA from Psylliodes chrysocephalus, 357 nucleotides. The record is from the annotation of a GenBank genome assembly. NCBI's taxonomy places the organism in Eukaryota, Metazoa, Arthropoda, Insecta, Coleoptera, Chrysomelidae.